CAGACCACGAACGGAUACGGGACCAGAACCAGAACCCCGCACUUUGUUCCUGAUCCGGUCUGUGGUGGAUUUGUGGCCGGGUUCUGGUCGGGUUCUGGUCGGGUUCUGAUCAGCUGAGGAUGUCCCGGCUGCUGGAGAGCAGGAGGACCGACAGGAUGAAGGAAAUCAACCUGAAGAAUAAGGAGAAGGAGCGUCUAAAGGAACGUGAGAAAGAGGCACGAGAACGGGAGGCCCGCUCCAGCAAUGGACACCUGUUUACCUCCCUGAGUGUGUCGGCCACAACGCUGUGCUCAUCCUGCAACAGAAGCAUCACGGCCAAGGAGGCACUCAGCUGUCCAGGAUGUAAUGUCACCAUCCACAACCGCUGCAGAGACAGUCUGGCUAGCUGUGCCAAGAUGAAGCAGAGGCAACAGAAACUGGCACUGGUGAGAAACAGUUCAGCUCUACAGAAUGUCGCCUUGCGUACCAAGACUCCGAUGAUGAAGGAGCGUCCGAGCUCAGCCAUCUACCCUUCAGACUCUCUGCGUCAGUCUCUGCUCGGGUCCAGACGGGUUCGGUCCGGCCUCUCGCUCGCUAAAAGUGUUUCUACCAACAACAUCGCUGGGGGUAUUGAGGACUCUGGAGGUCUCAGGAGGAUGCUGUCCCAGUCCACAGAGUCUCUGAACUUCAGAAACAGAACUUUGUCCAUGGAGUCCCUCACAGAUGAUGGUGACUGGUGGUGGAGCCCCCUGCUGGAGGAGCUGCAAACAGAGGGCAGCUGUGUCCACUCGGACAGCUGGAGCCUGGCUGUGGACGGCAACUUCCUGCAGAGCCUCCACAAAGAUGUCAUCAAGCAGCAGGACGUCAUCUACGAGUUGAUCCAGACUGAGUUUCAUCACGUCCGGACUCUGCGGAUCAUGGAGGGUGUGUACCGGCGAGGGAUGCUGGAGGAGGUCAUGCUGGAGGCGGGUGUAGUUCACACCAUCUUCCCCUGCCUGGAACAACUGGUGGAGCUCCACUCCAACUUCCUGUCAGAGCUGCUGAACAGGAGGAAGGAUGGGUUGGUGGAGGGGAGCCCCACCAAUUUUACUAUUGGCAAGAUUGGAGACCUGCUGCUCCGACAGUUUUCAGGCCAGACUGCAGAAGACAUGAAGAAGCUUUAUUCCGAGUUCUGCAGUCGACACCCAAAAGCUGUGAAACUCUACAAAGAUGUUUUAACUCGAGAUCGAAGACUGCAGCAGUUCAUCAAGCGUGUCUGCCGAGGUCCUCUUUUACGUCGCCAUGGCAUCCAGGAAUGCAUCCUGUUGGUGACCCAGCGGAUUACCAAGUAUCCUGUCCUAAUCCAGCGGAUCCUUGACAACACCAAAGGUUGUGAAGAAGAGAUCCAGGUUCUGAAGAAGGCCUUAGUUCUCCUCAAAGAGCUGAUCAGCUCAGUGGACCAGGAGGUUCUGGAGUUGGACCGAACCAGGAGGCUGCAAGAGAUCCAGGCCCGUUUGGACCCUCGGGCUCAAGCGGAGGUCCAGGGAGGAGGAAUAUUCAAAGGAGGAGAACUGCUGAGGAGGAAACUUCUCCAUGAAGGAAGCUUCCUCUGGAAGGUCCAGGGCUCCAGGAUGAAAG
This is a messenger RNA of Austrofundulus limnaeus, 1596 nucleotides long. Its product is annotated as rho guanine nucleotide exchange factor 2. Gene Ontology annotation, biological process: regulation of Rho protein signal transduction; actin filament organization; positive regulation of neuron differentiation. Gene Ontology annotation, cellular component: ruffle membrane; cytoskeleton. The record is from RefSeq and is a predicted model, not a curated record. Gene Ontology annotation, molecular function: microtubule binding; guanyl-nucleotide exchange factor activity. NCBI's taxonomy places the organism in Eukaryota, Metazoa, Chordata, Actinopteri, Cyprinodontiformes, Rivulidae.